This is a messenger RNA of Episyrphus balteatus (marmalade hoverfly), 1047 nucleotides long. RefSeq lists its product as uncharacterized. Lineage: Eukaryota; Metazoa; Arthropoda; Insecta; Diptera; Syrphidae. The transcript has 4 exons. Bases 220 to 765 code for a protein of 181 amino acids. The record is from RefSeq and is a predicted model, not a curated record. Gene Ontology annotation, biological process: neuropeptide signaling pathway. Gene Ontology annotation, molecular function: neuropeptide hormone activity.
GCCGAGGAUAACCAGUUAACAGUUAAACGUGAUUCAUUCAACAAGUAAAAGGAACAAAAGUACAGUGCUUGAAGGUGGUUGUUGUAAAGGAUAAAAUACUAGAGGACCUGUUGAUAUAGCGAAGAAGUGAAGUGUGGAUAAACUCGAUCGUGGAUUUUAAUUAAUUAAUUUUAUUAUUAAAAACAAAAAUAUAGUGAAAUAACAAUUUAAUUCACAAAAAUGUGUAAUAAAAUAAUUUAUCUGGGAGUUGUUUUGCUAUUGGCACCUACCGGAUUCGUUAAAGGUUCCUGCCUAGAAUAUGGUCAUUCAUGCUGGGGAGCACAUGGCAAAAGAUCCAUUGGGAAAAUAUAUCGCUCAAUAGAUGGUAACAGCGAAAGUCAACAAUCGUCAGAGGCAAAAAGAGAUAUAGACCCAAGUGAACUUCUUAAUAUGUUGUUGGAAAGGAACGUAAGAAUGAACUUAGAUGAAACCUCAAACUCACACGACUUCAAAAGAAGAAAUGCCCAAGAAAAUUCACAAACAUUCGAUGAAUCAGAGCAAAGACUUAAAAGAAAGCUACGAGAUGCCUUUCGAAAAGGUAUAGUUUUUCACUAUUCCCCAUCAGAAUCUGAAGAAAAAAAUAUUCAAAAAAAUACCGAAGAAUCCCAAAAACCAAAACGACACCAGAAACCUAAAGCUGAGUCAAUGGACAGUACAAAUGAAGAUAAUCAACUUGAAAACUAUCCUAUCAUCAAUCUGGACAUGGAAUAUUUGGAUUUGAAAUGAGUCGAAAAUAAUUAUCAACCAAAAUGACCCUCGAUUAAAAGUUAAACAAGAUACACAAACUAAAUACACAAAAUAAACUUACUAACUAAAAAUCUAUAGAAAAAAGCACGCACCUUUACCAAAGAUAAAAACACUGAGCAGAAGGAUAAAUAUUUUUUAUCAUGAUAAAAUAAAUUUACAAUUUUAUGGUUUUGUUUUGUUACACAAAAAAAAAAUGAUGAAUAUAUUGAUUUUUUUUAUAUAAAUAUUAAUUUAUUGGUACAAGGCUGGAUGUACUAAUAU